Messenger RNA from Phyllopteryx taeniolatus (common seadragon), 4535 nucleotides. Its product is annotated as ras-related protein Rab-39B-like. The record is from RefSeq and is a predicted model, not a curated record. The transcript is spliced from 2 exons. Bases 175 to 843 code for a protein of 222 amino acids. Gene Ontology annotation, molecular function: GTP binding; GTPase activity. Lineage: Eukaryota; Metazoa; Chordata; Actinopteri; Syngnathiformes; Syngnathidae.
CACGCCCCUCCUUUCGUCGUCGUGUGUGCGCAAGCAAAUUUGCGCAAUUUGAGCGAGUUCGCCACCCUGGAUUAUGGGAAGCGGAAUGGAAGCCACAAGUUGACUGCGCUCGAACAUGUGGCGCUUAAAUAGGCUUUUCCUUUCCACACCUGUCUCGUUCCUUAUUAAGCGAGCAUGGACCCGAGCCUGUGGCAGUACCAGUUCCGCGUCAUCAUGCUGGGGGACUCCACGGUGGGCAAGUCGUCGCUACUCAAGCGCUACACGGAGGACCACUUCAUGGAGGCCAUCAAUGAGACGGUGGGGGUGGACUUCUACGUGCACUUCCUCGAGGUGGAGCCCGGCGUCCGGGUCAAGAUGCAGUUCUGGGACACCGCCGGCCAGGAGCGCUUCAGGUCUGUGACCCGCUCUUACUACCGCAACUCCGUGGGGGGCCUGCUUGUGUUCGACCUGACCAACAGAGCGUCCUUUGAGCACAUCCGGGACUGGCACGCCGAGGUGUGCGAGCACGUGCUGCCCCACAGGGUCCUGUUCGUCCUGGCGGGCCACAAGAGCGACUGCGACGGCCACGGCAAGCGGGCGGUGACCAGGGACGAGGCCGAGAAGCUGGCCGCCGUCUUGGGCGUGCCCUACGUAGAGGCAUCGGCCAAGGAGGGCCACAACGUCAAGGAGACCUUCGAGCUGCUCGCCCGCCGAGUGUACCAGGGUCUGAUGAGCGGGGAGGUGGAGCUGCACGAGGGCUGGGACGGGGUUAAGUGCGCAAUGCCGCUGGUUUUGCUGGGACGCAGGAGCAGCCUGGCUAAGCCUGGCCCCGCACGCAAGAACAAAAAGGAAUGCUGUGCCUAAACCGUCUAAAGCAGCGGUCUUCAACCUUUUUGUUGCUACGGGUCGGUCUUACGUCAGGCAAUAUUUUCAAAGACUGGCAUAGAGACAAAAAAAAUAACAAAUUAUUAAAACUACAGGAAGUCCUUGAGUUACUACGUACUCGACCUACGACGUUUCGACUUUACGACGCCCGUGCCUCGUCCGCCAUUUUGUCCCCAGCAACAUAGUGUUUCUGCUUAGCUAGUGCAUAGUGCUUGUCUGUGUUUGUGCGCCGGGAGUAUCUUUGCCUUUUUCGCCCUCCUUUUUUCACACUCUCAGCAGUAAUGGUAAGUACAGCAUCUUAUUUUUUUUUAUAUUUUAAUGUAUUUUAGUUUCUUUAUACGAAGUGUUAACCUUUCCUGCUACGGUCACCUGACCGUGGUCGGGAGACGCAGGGGUUAACUCCCUUCUCUCGUUGCACAGCUGAGCUGGGUGGCGGCAACAAUAAAGGCACGAAGCACCGAUUUACUGCUUUAUUAGCUCAUCUGCACAUUUGACGUCAACUGGUCCUCCGCUACUCACUACACUUGCCACUGUACACACUCGCACCGGCGCGCACUCCUUCCUCCUUCGCAGUCCCGACGGACGACGCCUGCGCAGUCCCGUCUCACUCACACACCGACGCACACGCCCACACACACGGAGUUUGCUGUCACAAUCACGUGGGACAAUACCCGUAAGAAGUAUUUCGACGUAAAUUUCGACUUUAACGGUGAUAUCUGACUUACGCGGAAAAUCGUGUUACGUCGUCAGCGUAGGAACGGAACUCGUUCGUAAAUCAAGGACUUCCUGUACAACUCACCAUUAUGUUGAAUGCAGUUGUUGUAAUUGGCGGAAGCCAAAGCAGUUUUGAAGGCUUCAUUGCCUCAUUUGCAAGCCUGUAGCAAUAAACCCUUUUUUAAGUAGGACUGCAGAUCUAUAAAAAUGCAGCUUUCUUUUUAUUGGAAGUUGUAGGCUCUUCCUCUGUUUCAUAAUUAGGCCUUUUUGUCUUUCGGAAGAAGCUCUCCAAAGAUGUUUGCUGGGUUUUUUUCUUAAUUUUAGCUAGCUUGUGGAGUUACUUUUUUUAUAUAUUGUAUCACAACGGUGGCUUGUGGUGUUUUUUUUGUUUUGUUUUGUUUUUUGGGGGGGGGACUGGAAUGUAGCGCCCUACUUUGCUCCUAGCUAUUGCAUUCAGACGAGCUACUGGACAUGUCAAACGUUUAUGAAGAGUCAUUGGGUAGAGAUUUGUGGGCUCCAGACAAGAAUUAUGUCAUGAAAUCAGACAGCAGAGAUGAAUGAAACAAUUUUACAUAAAUCCCUUGAACCCUGAGAUGCAUGAAUGGUUGGACCCCAACACUUUUCUUUAAGUGGGUCAAAAUGGACUCAUAUCAGAAUCAAUGCGUUUUAUGCAAUUGUGGGUAGGAAUAAUCAUUUUUAUUACGUUUUGGUAUACACAAGUUUGUUUUCAUGUUACAAAUGUUUUUAUUUUGUAACUUUUUUUAACAUUUGUAACGAGGUCCUUUGGAUCCUGUUGAAAUAGAUUUUCAUGUUGACAACUCUCACUUCCACCUGGACUGUAGUCUGCCCUCAUCUGAUAUUUCUGGAUCUUUUUCUAACCUCCACGGGCCAUUUCAGUGCAUCAAAGGGUUAAAUCCCCUUCUACACUACACUGGCCUCUUUCACAGAGAAAGAGAGUAGCAUUAGAGCCUUAAUAGAAGAGAAGGCAUUUAUCCCUCUUUGUCUUUAAUGAACAACGGCGACGCGACAUCCCGCAAUCAGAUAGUAAAGCAUAGAUGCACAUACUGAUAACCGAGACGCUUGCUUUUCUUAAGGAUUAGAUUGUUGAAUUACUGUAUGUCAAAAGUUUUGCCCUCUGGCUCUCCUCAGGGCCCCUGGAUCUGUACAGAGGGCGACCCCACAAGUGGGCACAAAUUCCCCUUACAAAUGCCAGCGAUUGACGACACAGAAUAGAAAACCAUUUCAAGUAGCAAUUUUGUUUUGGGUCUUGUGAAUCCGCCACUGUGUGUGUGUGCAUGCUCCGUUUUAACACUUAGAUGCCACUUCAGGUACACUAGUACAAUCCAAUUACAACAGCUGUUAAAUUGCAUUGAUACACAGCUCUUGUAUGGGAUCUGAUCUGAUCUCUUAGGUGUACCUAAUAAAGUGUCCAGUGAGCUUCCAUUUUUAUGGUGUGCAGCCUAUUCUCGGGCCUCUGCUGCAUCCCCACUAAUUGCUCGGCAUCCGACGAGCUGAAUGAGCAGGUUUGUUUUCACAUGCCCGACGUUGACAAUUAUUAUUAGAUCGCCCCAGGGCGCCUCUGGAUCUCGUCGUGGCGCAAUGUCGAAAGAGAAGUCAUCAAGGCAAUUACUGUCGCGCUCGGUGUGACGAAUGAGCCUCCCGUGUCCCUGCAGCCUAUUUAUUUUGCCUCUAAGACACCCUCCCCUAAGACUCGCAUUGUUAUGCAGUGUGUAAGGUGCUUCUCGGUAAAUAAACGGCGAGCCAAGUGAUGAAAUGGCACUUCAUAGCCUGAAAAGUCACUCCAAGCAUCAAUGCUGUACAUGAGUCAGGUACUUUACUCUACUGUGAGGAAUUCCAGUCUUCUUAUUUGGAUGAGUUGUACAACUGUAUACAGUUUUCUUAUUAACAUUCAUGCUUGGACAGUUGAUUAACUUCAAAUGUAUUUCUGCUAAUUUGUGAGCGGAUAUAUUUUGGGGCCAUUACGUCGUUGUAUAAAGGCACACUGGCUAAAUAAUUACAUAUCUGGAAAGCACUCAUCAUGGCCUUUAAUUAGAUAUGUCACUUUGACAGAAUAUAGUGGAGAGAUUUUUGAAUAAUCUCUAGCAGACAAUCAGGUAUUGUGUACUAUUUUGUAAAAAAUGUGAAGCUUUAACCUGUAAAAAAAAGUCAAACAACCUUCACUGCAUAUCAAGUGGUUUUGUAUGUGUACUUGGUUUCGUAAUUUACAGUACGUUUUUAAUGACCAUUAGAGAUUUAUUACACUUUCAAGCAGAAAAAAAGUAAAAAAAAAAAAAAAUUGGUCAUUAUGUUAUGAGUAAAUGUUGAUCUCAUAAUGACAGAUGCAAAUUGAUUUUUGACUUUGUUUCCAGAGACAAUCAAAUAAAAUUGCAGAUUUGUGUAAAAACUGUGAAGCUUUAACCCAUUGAAAGUUCAGUGGCUAUUAUGAGUUUGUGCUAAUUUGUGAGUUUAAUAACCACUGGAGAUUGGCCACAUUUUAAAGCAAAAACAGUUUUUGGUCACUAAUGUACACAAUCGAUCUCAUAAUUACAGAUCAUGGCCUUUAAGAUGAGAAUUUCUGUAAAAUGUCUUUUUGGUCAUUAUUAUAUUUUGAGGCUAUAUUGGCAGAUCUGAUCCAAUACAACUCUGUUUGGUUUGUUACAAAUGUUUUUGAAUUUGUUUCUUAGGGAUCAUGUAAAAUAUAUUUUUUUGUACAUUCAUUAUCAUAUAUCACCAAGAUAACUAUGCUAUAAAUGUUUUGAUCAUUUAGCCCACAAAUGUUCCCGAUAUAUAAUGAAUAUAUGUUUGAAUGUCGUUAAGAGGAUAUAUUUUUUUUCGUUAUUGCGAUGAGUCAGAUGAAUACAGCAGUGGUUACAAUCCAAACAGAUGAUCAUGUUUAUUGACAUAAACAGCUGAAUGUGUUAACAAAACUUUGAGAAAAUAAAACAAGAGUUACAUUA